Varanus komodoensis (Komodo dragon) is the source of this 3520-nucleotide messenger RNA. It is a transcript of the gene KREMEN2, whose product is annotated as kringle containing transmembrane protein 2. The record is from RefSeq and is a predicted model, not a curated record. Gene Ontology annotation, cellular component: plasma membrane. Gene Ontology annotation, biological process: multicellular organism development. The transcript has 8 exons. NCBI's taxonomy places the organism in Eukaryota, Metazoa, Chordata, Lepidosauria, Squamata, Varanidae. Bases 1193 to 2641 code for a protein of 482 amino acids.
GCGCCCCCGCUACCCCGCAUCUACCCCGGGGCUGCCGCAGGUGGUGCCGUGGGGCCAGCCGCGACGGGACCCGACCCUCUCCCCUCACCUUCCGCCCUCGAAGCUGCAGCAGGUCUCCCCGCAGGAGGGUUGAGCUUCGCUGCGCCCCCCUCGACGGAUUUCCCUGUUCUCUCUGCUCGCGUCCGAUCGGAUCCCUGGAGAGGCGACAGAGGCGGCUGGAAGGAUCCUCCACUGAACAGCGCAGCCCGACAGGCGUCCAGCCAGAUCCCCGGGCGAUGGAAGGAACCCACCUGGCCAUGACACCUGGCGGAGCCAGAAUUAAUCCACACUAGCCUCCCUUCCGCCCCCCGGGAGGGGGGAGACCCAGAAACAACUCCGGAUUUACACAAGGAGGAAGGGGGGGGACGACGAGAAAGGAUUGGUUGGGGAAGCCAAGAGAGGCGGAGAGGGGAGGAGAGAGAGGGAGAGAUCCCCAAGCAUCGCACUCCUGGCAAGAGAUCUACCAGAUUCGAGAUCUGUUGAGCUACGAAGCUGCGAACCAAGUGCAGGAGGGAGAGGCGAGAUCUCAUCACGAUCCGCGUACGCCCACCCCAGAUUCUUGGGACCCCCUGCGGGGAGAUGAUCGACUGGAUCGGAAAUCCUUCGCGGAGUGCAGCUCGGAACGUGGCAGGGCCGGGAGGGAACCCCUCCGGCUCGCCCCGUCUGGCGGCAGGAGACGCUUUGCUGGAGCCCCAGAUGUGCGUGCAUUGUUGGUAGUUCAGGCCAGGAGAGGACAGCCUGCGCCUCCCCGGGAUCCCCCGCAAGAGGGGGGCAAGGACAUGUGCUCCUAGGUCCCACGGCCAGUUACGCAGCACAUACGCACGCCACCCGCCGUUGACAGCGGCUUCUCCGGAGCAAGAAGAGGACCUGGGGGCUUCCGACCCCCUGGAUCAGAAUGGCUAGGGUCUUUCCCCACUGAGAGAUCGCUUCGGACCCCGGAGAGAGCUACUGGAUCGCGCCGCUUCCCUCAGCACCACCACCGUCCAUGUAGCUCUCUGGAUCCUCGACUGGCUGGCGCUGUGACAGCAGAGAGACCCGCCCCCCAUCCUUCCUCCAACCAGCUGGGGCUCCAGUUCCGGACCCUGGCUGUUCUGGAGCCCUCCAGCUGUGGGGCAGGCUCGGUGCCCAGGGCAGGGGGCGACUCCGUCCAGAGAUGCUCUGGGUGGUCUUUGGCCUGCUGCUGCUGCUGCUGCUGCUCCCAGGGUCGCGGGCUCUGCAGAGGGCAGAGUUGUCCGAAUGUUUUAUGGUGAAUGGAGCUGAUUACCGGGGCUCGCAGAACAGGACUUCACUGGGGAGCACAGGACGGCCGUGCCUCUACUGGAACCAGACACGGGAGCAUGCCUACAACACGGCCAAGUAUCCCCACGGCGAGUGGGGUCUGGGGAGCCACAACUAUUGCCGGAACCCAGACGGUGAUGUGCAGCCCUGGUGUUACAUCUCGGAGAACGAGGAAGGGAUCUACUGGAAGUACUGUGAUAUUCCCACCUGCCACAUGCCUGGUUAUGUGGGUUGCUUCCUAGACUCUGGGAAGCCCCCAGCACUGAGUGGGAGCAGCGGCACUUCCACCAAGCUGACGGUGCAAGUUUGCCUCAGCUUCUGCCGUAAGCGAGGCUACAAGUUUGCUGGGGUAGAAGCUGGUUAUGCCUGUUUCUGUGGCCAUGAAGGGGACGUCCGACGAAGCCAACCAGUGAGUGCUGUGGAAUGUGACCAAGUCUGUUUUGGCAAGUCCAGCGAGUUGUGUGGGGGAGAUGGGCGGAUCGGCAUAUACAAUGUAUCCAUGGGUGCCUGCCAGGGGAACUUCAGUGAAUUCUCCGGAGUGAUCUACUCUCCACAGUUCCCAGAUGACUAUGAAGCUGACAGCAACUGCAGCUGGGCCCUGCGCCCGCCGGGCUGUGAUUCCAUAGAGCUCACCUUCCGACUCUUUGACGUCCAUGACCCCAACGACCGCCUGGAGCUGUGGGAUGGGCACAGCAACCUGCUGCUGGCCCAGUUCGAUGGGCGCCGGAGGCCAGGAGCUCCCCUGCUUUUCCCCACUGACUACCUGCUCCUCUCCUUCCAAUCAGACCAGCUUCUUCAGGCUCAGGGCUUUGCCAUCUUGUACAGAGGAGUGAAGGGUCCUUCAGUCAAUUUACGGACACUUCCAGGUGAUGCAUCCCAUCUAGCCCCAACCUCCUCUGAUUGGCUGAACUCCACCUGGACCUACAGUGCCAACGAUUCCGCCAUCGGGGUAGGAGCUUGGGUGAUGUAUGCGGCCACGGGGACCUUCAUCUUAGCCAUCAUCAUCAUCUCCUACCAUCUGCGCAAGAGGACUUGCCUCUUUGUGCAGAAGAAGCCCGGUGGGUCCCUGGUCCCUUUCUCCUCCAAAGGCCCGCGGAGCCGCUGCCAGUGCCUUGGGGGCGAGGCGUGGGCCGUAGCCUACCGACAUACCCGCGUGGUGAUCUGCACCACACGGGGUGCUCCGCAUCACCGCCCCCUGCACAACAGCGGCGGGGGUGCCGGGGACGACGAGGCCUCCUCGGACUGCUCGUGCCUCUGCCACAGUUACGAGAACCUGUCUUCCACCAACCAGUCCUCGCUCAAGUCUCUCAUCUCCACCAUCUGAGGCGAGGCUGACGAUGCCAUUCCCACGUCCCACAGUGGCCUUUGGGCAUGUUAGCCUCUUUCCUACUGCCUGACCCUUGAGGUGGGACUUCCUCAGUCCUCCAGGGACCAAGAGACUUGGACCUCACAACGGCAUUUCUGCUCAGUGGCGUGAGCCAGGGGAGCGCAAACAUAAUGGAAGUCAAUGCCCAGAGUGGCCCUAGGACAACAUUCCAGAAAAAUGGAAAGUCGUUUGAUACCAGGCAGGCAUAGCCAUGUUCCCCUGUAGCUGUGAUCUUCUAAGGGGCAGGAGAGGACUAAGGUGGUGGGGACCCUGUUGCCACGUACUUUUGGCUAGAGACUUGUGGGUGUAUUUUGGAACUAAGAGGUUAAUUAUGGUGCUGGAAUUUGGAAAAUGUUUUUUUCUGGGACAAAGACAUCCCCAUUGGAACACCUUUUGUACCCCAUGACACCAUGGGGAAAUUUAGGACUGUGAAAAACCAAAGGAGUUGCGUUUCUGCAGAAAAGUACAUUGUGUGAGACACAAAAAACCUGGGAACUGGGGGCCGGGGAAAGGGAGAGAUCCUGUGACCACAUGGCUGGAGGCUUAAGAGGAGGGAGAAAGGGACCGAUUCCACAGAGAAAGUGGUCAUGCUUUGGAUUCUGCGUGCUGAAUCAGAACCCCUUGUGCUGAACCCGUUGCCAGUGGCACUUGGAAGCUAUCUCGAUGCAAACAGAUCGUGGGAUACUUGGAAUGGUUCCUUGCCUGGCUCCAGGGGGCUCUAUAAAUAUGCCUAACAGAGAGGAGAUAAAAACCAGCCCCUUUUUUCUGCUGCUUCCCACAGGCAUAAUAUGGAUUUUGGAACAUUAAACUGCCAUUAAAUUAUUUUCAUAUUGGUGA